CUUCGCUGUGUGAGACAACUGAACAGCGCAGUUUUGCUAUGGGCAGAUCAGCUGUGUCAGAGCCAGGUCCUCAAUACUUCAUUUCCGUAGUGAGAGGUGUGAUUUUCAAGAGGUUGACUUGUACACAUAAAACAUUGAUCCGCCUAUUUAAAGCAUUUUAAAAUUUAAAAUUAAUUUAAAUUACGAAAGGUCAAAGUCAGCAGAGGCGUAAAGCAGAAUUGAACAUGGCUGCCGGAUAAAUAAAGAAGCUGCAUUUGAGUUGGUAAGCAGCCCUAAUGAGAGAAGUAGAGAACAGGAAAACAAGAAAAGGGAAGAAAAUAACAAAACAAGACCUCUCUCUUUAGAGGAAAACAAAAUAAGGAAAAGAGAAAGGGAAGGAGACCACUCUACAGUAAACGAGAGGAAAGCGACAGAGCGUGACUUGAAUCGGAAAGAAAGAAAAGAUAACAAAGAACAGAAAAAAGAUUUUUCCAUUAGAGAUACUCCACUGUGCACAGACAGAGAGGCAGACAGACAGCUUUGCCAGUUUCAGACUGCUGUCAUUUCUGGUAGAUAUUUUUCAGAUCUAGGUCAAUAGAACACCCUGUGUUCACUGAGCUGCAUGCUGACAGGAGAAUGGGUCAGAAACUGGUUACCAGUUUGCUCUGGCAGCUGGGAGGCAGUGAGGAGUCCAAGGCAGACUUCCCCAUCCCUGUCCCCCCCCCUCCCAGUGCCUCGCAGGCCCUCCGCUCACUUGCGGACACAGACACCCUGCCAGCUCCUGAUAGGCUGUCCGAGCUGCUGGCCCUGCCCCCCUGCUCCCCCGAGGUCCAAUCACAACACGGCUGGAAUGCCCAAGACUCCUCCCCCUGCAUGACAGUCUGUGGAUCACCUUUGACCUUCAAGAGGCGCCCCACAGCCCAAACGACUGACAGCAUUCGAGGUAGAAUGGGGUACAUGAGUGGCCUGCAUGUGUGGGAGAUCUCAUGGCCCCCGUCUCAGCGCGGGACACACGCCGUUGUGGGGGUCUCUACCACGCAGGCACCCCUGCAGGCCGAGGGGUACCAGGCUCUGCUGGGCAGUGACCCUCACUCCUGGGGCCUGGAUCUGGGGAAAGGGGUGCUUUACCACAGGGGGCAGGCACGGAGGUACCCCACAGGGUUCUGGGCAGAGGAAAUUACCUUGUCGGGGUUCCCUGAGUGCAUCCUGGUGGUGCUGGACCUGCAGUGUGGCACUCUGGGAUACGCUUUGGAGGAUGGGAGGUAUUUAGGCGUGGCUUUCCAAGGGUUGAGGGGUGCGGCCUUUCACCCAGCCGUGAGUGCAGUGUGGGGUCAGUGUGAGGUCACCAUCAGAUAUCGGAACGGACUGAAACCUCAGCCCCUCUCUCUGCAGCAGCUGUGUCGGCAGUCCGUGAGGGAGGCUUUAGGACCCAGCAGGCUUGCGGGAGUGUGGAGCCUGCCUCUGCCAUCAGCUGUGCAGAGCUCCCUGCUGCUGCAGCACUGAGGCAGGAAGCCCCACCCCAGCCGGCCUCAGUUUCAUGCUGUUCUGCCGGCAGGCUCAUCCAACUUCGGCCAUCUUGGCUCCAGGUUGCCUGUAGUUUAUCCAUGGUGGAGCCAACGUGGCACCAGUCUCCUGCUCUGUAACCCAUUCUCCACAAUCACACCGGUCAGCUGCAGUGCACUGAGCAAGAUGGGCCUGCUACUGCUGCAGGACUCUGAGCCGAGCCUCUGAACCACAAACACUGAUGAAACUGCAGCAGCAUGACGGCCGUCUUGGCUCCAGCAUCCCUCUGAAACUCUGGUUUCUAUGCAGCACUGGCUCUCCUUGUGGAGCCACAAUGACGUUAGUUUAUUGGAUUGUUACAAGUCACGUGAUUUCACUGUCUGACGAAGGCAUCAGCAAAAAUGCUUGUGCUUGACACAUGCACACUCUCCAUGACGAGGGCGGUCUGCCCGAUAGCUUGUCUAACCCUGUUGUGUGUAUUUUUGUAUGUUUGUUUGACAAGGUCUCUGAUUGCAGAACUCUGGAAAUAUGAAAGGUUGAGCUGCUCUGUACACAUGGUGAUUCAUAGACUAGACCUCAUUCCAAUGAUAUUAACACACGGGUCUGUGAACCUCAGCAACCACACAU
Messenger RNA from Polyodon spathula (Mississippi paddlefish), 2109 nucleotides. Its product is annotated as SPRY domain-containing SOCS box protein 2-like. Gene Ontology annotation, molecular function: protein binding. Gene Ontology annotation, biological process: proteasome-mediated ubiquitin-dependent protein catabolic process. The record is from RefSeq and is a predicted model, not a curated record. The transcript has 5 exons. Gene Ontology annotation, cellular component: SCF ubiquitin ligase complex. NCBI's taxonomy places the organism in Eukaryota, Metazoa, Chordata, Actinopteri, Acipenseriformes, Polyodontidae. Bases 616 to 1482 code for a protein of 288 amino acids.